UUGUUAUCGUUUUCGUUCUUGUCAAAAUUCCAAAUUGUGUGAAAAUUUCUUGUUUUUUCUUUUUCUUGUUUCAAUAUGAAGAACGGUUGUUGCAAGCGGAAGCCAAAGGAAGAGAACCCUAGCCCAGCAAGAUCCAAAAUAUCAAAGAAAAUGAUGUCCGAAUAUUGGAUUAUAUCGGCGCCUGGCGACAAGACGUGCCAGCAAACCUUUGACACGAUGAACAACCUAACCAGCAAGCAACAUAAUCUAUGCAGCAACUACAAGUUUCAUAUACCCGAUCUGAAGGUGGGCACCUUGGAUCAGCUGGUGGGUUUGUCGGACGAUCUGGGAAAGCUGGAUACGUAUGUGGAGCAGAUAACACGCAAGGUGGCCAAUUAUCUGGGUGAGGUGCUUGAGGAUCAGCGCGACAAGCUGCACGAGAACCUUAUGGCGAACAACAGUCCUGGUCCGCCCGAUGAAAUGCCGUGUCGACACCAUCAGCGUUUGAAGCAUUUGAGCCUGCGACACCAGCGUAAACACCAGCACACGCACCACCAAAACAAUCCUCUAUCCUAUCAUCAUCAUCACCACCACCAUCAGCUGCCCACGGACUUAAAGGGUAAAUGCCACCACAAUUUAAGCAACAAAUCAGCAGCAGCAACAACUACUGCAACAACAGCAACUGCUACUACUACUACCACAAUGCAUGCCUCCAACGCCUCCAAUGCCUCAGCCUGCGCCUCAGCCACAGCAUCCGCCUACAGUGCAUCAGCCCGACCCAGCGCAGCCUCAGCCGUCGCCGUCGCUAGCGCCUGCCCGAGCUGUCCAUUGAGCGGCGGCAGCCUGACCAAUUUAUCCUCCACGCACGAUGAGUCCGAGCGAGAUUUUGAUUUUGUGAUACCGCCUGGUUGUGCCUGCGAUGAAUGCUACAGCAGUAGUCUCUUUGCCCCGCCCAGCGCCAGUGCCACGGCCAGCACGCUAAUGGCCGAUGAAUGUUACUCCCAGACAGCUUCCUCCAUGCUGAAUGCCACGCGCUGUGCCAUCUCCACGGUGGCCGCCAUUGCCACUGGCAGCAUGAGCAGCAUGGCUGGUGCUGGUGCUAGCACAAGCGUUGCCGCCGCUGCCAACGCUGCUGCCUGUUGCAGCUCGCAGUCGCAUGCCACAGCUGCUGAUGCUGCUGCUGCUGCCGCGCCUGCUCCUGCACCCGCUAAGACCAGCUCCGCCAGCACGUUAAGCUCCUCGGCUUAUUUCUCAACAUCGGCGCCCACAGCCAGCAGCUCGGUGCACAGCAUGUCGCGCUCUAAUAGCAAAAAGCUGAAUAACAACACUUGCAGCAUAAACAAUAACAAGCUGAGCUUUCGCAGCAGCAGCAGUCAUGUGAGUCAAUUCAAUCUGCCUACGCCGCAGUCGCCGCAACAGAAGCAGCCGCCCAUGCAGUUGCCAGGGGGCGGCAUGUUGUCGCCAACGCCGCCGCUGCUCUCGCCCACUGAAAAGUCCACAGGCGAUACGGACGAUGAGGAGCUUGAGGAUCCAAAGAGUCCGCAUAGCGCCUCCUCAUUGUCUGAGACCUUCGACUGGUGGUUCAAUAAGCCGAAGCGUAACUCGAAAAAGUGCAGUGCACACGAUUUGAGAUCGCAAUUGAAAUCACAGACACCCAACCUAGCACAGACAUCAACCCAUACACAGACACCAGCACCAACACCGCUACACACACGGACUCAGACACAAACCAAACCAAUGACAUUUUGGCAUCAGACAUCGCUCACACCGCGCUCUAGUUAUCGCUCUUUCUUCAAUUCUCUUGCCGAUCAAAUUUAUAGCAAACGUUCUACUACUACACCGUGUCAAUUAAAUAUAAACAAUGGAUUUAAUUUAACACCAACUCAUAGAUCGUCUCCAGUGAGUAGUUGUUGUGGCAGUAGUAGCCAAGGUCGUUCCAGUCCCGAUACGGAUCAUGCCGAGCCGCCAGAAUUUCCGCUGAGUCCAGCCGAACUACCGCAGUAUUUAACGCGUUUCCAAUGGGACAUGGCCAAAUAUCCUAUCAAGCAGUCGCUGCGCAAUAUUGCCGAUAUUAUUUCCAAGCAAAUUGGCCAAAUCGAUGCCGAUUUGAAAACGAAAUCGCAGGCGUACAAUAACCUCAAGGGAAAUCUGCAGAAUCUGGAGAAGAAGAAAACUGGCAGCUUGCUGACACGCAAUCUGGCGGAUUUGGUCAAGAAGGAGCACUUCAUACUCGACUCGGAGUACUUGACCACGCUGCUGGUGAUAGUGCCAAAGGUUAUGGCCAACGAGUGGCUGGCUAACUAUGAGAAAAUAACGGACAUGAUUGUGCCACGCUCAUCGCAGCUGAUCCAGGAGGACAGCGACUAUUGCCUAUUCACGGUGACGCUCUUCAAGAAGGUCACCGAGGAGUUUAAGCUGCACGCUCGGGAACGCAAGUUCAUUGUGCGUGACUUUGUCUACAACGAGGAGGAGUUGGCUGCGGGCAAGAAUGAGAUGACCAAACUCAUGACCGACAAGAAGAAGCAGUUUGGUCCUUUGGUGCGCUGGCUCAAGGUGAACUUCAGUGAGGCUUUCUGUGCUUUGAUACAUGUCAAGGCACUGCGUGUGUUUGUGGAAUCCGUGCUAAGAUACGGCCUGCCCGUCAACUUCCAGGCUAUAUUGAUUGAGCCCAACAAGAAGAGCGUGAAGCGUUUGCGUGAUGUGCUUAAUCAGCUUUAUGGUCAUCUGGAUGGCGCUUCAGCUGGCGGACAUGUCAGCAGUGCUGAUAAUGUCGACAUACCCGGCUUGGGCUUUGGCCAAUCUGAAUACUUCCCCUAUGUGUUCUACAAGGUCAACAUUGAUAUGGUGGAGCAGACCAAGCUCUAAGAGGUCUAGCUCUUGCCUCUACAUCGCACACAUCCAUACCCUAUAAAAUUAUAUACAAAUAUGCAAACUAGUUGAAUACACAAAACUGAGUUCAGAUUGCCUCAAAUGCAGCUCAUUAGCUGCUGCUAAACAACAAAACCAACUAAAUCCCGCUCAUACCUAUAUACAUAUGUAUAGUGAGAACAAAAAAAAAAAACAGCAAACAAACAGUUGCCACGCAAAUAACACGCAAACAAGAAAGAGAAAAUUAAUAGCUUACUAUAUAAAUAAUUUUAGUCAUUGUUAUAUAAUUAUUGUUGUUAUUUAUGUUACGCGUUUCACAGAAUUCCGUUUCAAGUUCAACUUACUUCCAAGAAAAAAAAAACAUGAUAAGCAACCUAAAAAACAAAGUUACAGCGCGUCUUAGAAG
Drosophila busckii is the source of this 3253-nucleotide messenger RNA. It is a transcript of the gene Vha44, whose product is annotated as V-type proton ATPase subunit C. Gene Ontology annotation, biological process: proton transmembrane transport. Gene Ontology annotation, molecular function: proton-transporting ATPase activity, rotational mechanism. The coding region runs from base 76 to 2844 and encodes 922 amino acids. The record is from RefSeq and is a predicted model, not a curated record. Gene Ontology annotation, cellular component: lysosomal membrane; vacuolar proton-transporting V-type ATPase, V1 domain. Lineage: Eukaryota; Metazoa; Arthropoda; Insecta; Diptera; Drosophilidae. The transcript is spliced from 11 exons.